This is a messenger RNA of Ornithodoros turicata, 1300 nucleotides long. RefSeq names its product retinol dehydrogenase 14-like. The transcript is spliced from 6 exons. NCBI's taxonomy places the organism in Eukaryota, Metazoa, Arthropoda, Arachnida, Ixodida, Argasidae. Bases 120 to 1163 code for a protein of 347 amino acids. The record is from RefSeq and is a predicted model, not a curated record.
AUUCACGUGGAGGCGUGCUCCAGACAGUGUCCUCUAUAUGGUUCACAACAAAUUGCACUAAGAACAGCGUGACAUCACGGUGUAUUUAUCAGCUGAUUUCACAUUUGAGUCCCAAUGCGAUGUCAGAUCUCGGGGACGAAGAAUUCCUCGAAGAGCUUACUAGCAUUCUUUGCUUAGUCUCGGAAUAUGCUUGGGUUGCUAUUGUGAUUAUAGCUCAAAUCAGUGCGGUGCUGUCUUUUAUCGCCUUCAUAAUAUGGCUGUACUGUCGCAUUACUGUGGGAAGAUGCAAGUGUUUGAACAGAGUCGACGGCAAGACAGUGUUGAUCACAGGAGGCUGCACAGGUAUAGGGUUUGAGACCGCCAAGACAAUGGCAGCCCGCGGAGGCCGAGUUAUAUUCACGUGUCGCAACCUGGAAUACGGCGAACUGGCGCAGCAGAAAAUUAUUGAACAAACGGGAAACACAGAGGUCUUCGUCAAACGACUCGACCUGGCGUCCAUCCCGUCAGUACGGUUCUUUGCUAAGCAGUUUCUUGAGACAGAAAAGAGGCUCGACAUUCUCAUUGCCAAUGCUGGACGGACAGCACCUCGUCAGCGGACAGUCACCAAUGAUGGGUUUGAAAUCACAAUUCAAAGCAAUCACCUAGGCCAUUUUCUGCUUGUAAACCUCCUCCUCGACCUCAUUAAGAAGAGUGCACCUGCAAGGAUCGUAGUGGUCUCGUCCAUGAUUCAUCGCUGGGCUACUUUCGACAUCGACGACUUCUUUGUGGAGAGGCAUUACAGUCAAAGUCGAGCGUACGGCAUCUCCAAGUUGCUCAACAUAUAUUUUGCGAGGGAACUGUCCGACAGGCUUCGUGGCUGCGAUGUCACUGUGAACAGCUUGCAUCCGGGGCUGGUGAAGACCAAGUUUUACCGUGAUACCCCUCACACGCUUCUUGGCAGGUUUCUCGUCACUGUGGCCAUACCGCUUUUCUCCAAGUCACCUACAGAAGGAGCUCAGACUUCGAUCCAUCUGUCUCUUUCGCCGGAACUGGAACACACCACUGGAAAAUAUUUUAUGGACUGCAAAGAAACACGUCCAGUGGCUUCUGCGCUCAACCCUGUGCUUCAAAGGAAAGUGUGGGAAACGUCCGAAAAGUGCUUGGGAUCCUACUGCCAUUUUUAGACCUUUUAGCUCAGAAGAGCUGCCUCGGCUGGAAAGUUCCUAUGUAAAUAGACUGGGUACACUCUACGGUGUGGUUGUGUAUAUACUUCCGGGGGAUCAAGUGUAUUGAAAACAAAUAAAGGACGCUGACUAUUGGA